GGACGUCGGGACUGUAGGUAACGUAGACGUCGUGGUUGUACGACAUGUGGAGUGCAUAAUCAGUGACGAGGGAGGUGUGAGGGGGAGAGGGAGAGGAAUGUGUGGUGGGAGUUCUGCCAAUCAGGGAGUGCAUACUGCAGCGCAUACCGCAGCGCAUACCGCAGCGCAUAGAGUAACCAUCUCGUCUUCUCCGUCGUCAUCAAGAUUUGGCGAUGGCGGUCGAGAGGCAGGUUGUCGUGCGGUGUCCCUGGACCGUCGGGCAGGGAUUAAGAAUCUGAUGAGGAAGCGUUUCAAGCUGGACAGUGUCACAGCACUCUUGAGGAGUAACAUUGCUCGUUGCUGGAAGCUGGACUCGAUCCGUUUACCUGUCCGGCUUCCUUGUGCUGUGUUCGACAUGGCAGUGGUUCUACUGUUAGCUAUCCUGACCACGGCCGACGCGUGGGCGCUGAAGCCGUACCUUAUUCCCCCGAAUUGUUUCAGUGGACCGGAAAAGGUAGUAAGAAGAAGGGAUCUGGUGUUUUCGGACUCUCCAGGGAGCCAGAGAGAAGACUGCAAUUCCUCCUCUUCGUGUUUUUGGUCUUCGCCUUCGUCUUCCUCUCCGCCAUCGCCAGCGAUGUCAGCACGGUCUUCUUCUUCUUCUUCUCCUUCUUCUUCUCCGGGUAAAGAAGACGACGGGGCCAUUAGCGAACGUGGGAUGGUGAACCGUAGCUCCGGAAGGGGCGGGAAGACCAUUAGCUCGAGAAUUGGCGAGAUGAAUUCUACCCUCCCUUUCUCUUCCCUCCCUGACGGGAAGAAUGUUUGCUUCCCUCCGUCCCCGUCCGCUUCUCCCUUCUCUUCUCUCUCUUCUCCCUCCUCUCCCUCCCUUUCGCCGUCAUCUGAUCGCCAGCCGGUAGGGCACAUAGCGAUCACAGGGAAACUGCUGCAGAACAGGUUGUCCGGUCUGUGCAUCCAGCCGUCUAGGGUGGCAGCUUAUCCAAAGAAGGAUAAGGCUUUAUCCCCACGUCAGCGACGAUUCAAGAAAAUCAUGAACACCAACGCAGUAGGGCUGCUUGAGCAAGUACCGUGUGACGGAGAUGACACGCAGCUAUGGUCGUCGGCCUACAAGACUGGUCCGAUCUGCGCGCAAUCGUGUGGUGGAGUUUGCAUCGCCGCCGUUGCGCUGAACGAUGAGAAGAAGAAGAAGAAGACGAAGAAGAUAAGGAGCAUGAUGAAGAAGAAAAAGACAGCUGCAGCGGGUCACCGCCAUAACAUCGGACGCCAUAGCCAAGCUUCAGGACCCGCCAUGGCUGCGGAGAAUCUUCUUCUUUUGUUGGUACCCGGUUGUGAUGAAGUCAACAACUGUUUAUCGGAUCAGGAUGGGGAGGAUGCGGAGAAGAAGAGGAUGAUCGGUGGGGAUGGGAAAGGACAAGGACAAGGGCAAGAAAGAAGAGAGGGUGGAGAAGGUAGAAGGACGAAGACGGCGAUGGUGGCUGGUCCUCCUUCGACCAACCAGCGAUGGAGCCACGUGCUCACUCCCGACUACUACGGAGACGGUGGGUGGUUGUACCUGGAGGUCGACGCGGAGGGUGAGGACGAAGAGAGAACCGCGAGGACAGGAGGAGGAGGAGGAGGAGGAGGAGGAGGAGGAUCCAGCCAUGGCCUCGAGAAUCAGGAAGAGCAAGAGGCUGACAAGAUUCGUCGUCGUCUGUGCUUGGGCAGCCAGCGCACCGCAGAUGGGUCUUGGGAAACGGUUUUGUCGUCUUCUGGUCCGGAGGACGACACUGUUGCAGCCGAGAUUCCCCAAAAGGAAAGUGACGACCUUAGCGUUAAAGCCCCGAACGAUUAUUCAACGCCAUCAGCCAGCAGGGAUGCGGUGAUGUGGAGGUACCUGAUGCGGCAACCGAAGCAGUGACGUCAACGCGAAAUCACGGGGAUGGUGGCCAUGGAGGAGGGUAGUGUAGAGUGACACAUCGGCGCCCAGCGAGG
Chara braunii is the source of this 1965-nucleotide messenger RNA. NCBI's taxonomy places the organism in Eukaryota, Viridiplantae, Streptophyta, Charophyceae, Charales, Characeae. The record is from the annotation of a GenBank genome assembly.